Molecule: messenger RNA, 1469 nt
Organism: Aphidius gifuensis
Lineage: Eukaryota; Metazoa; Arthropoda; Insecta; Hymenoptera; Braconidae
Product: cytochrome c oxidase assembly protein COX18, mitochondrial-like
Exons: 7
Coding region: 106-1275 (389 amino acids)
Biological process (GO): mitochondrial respiratory chain complex IV assembly; protein insertion into mitochondrial inner membrane from matrix
Cellular component (GO): mitochondrial inner membrane
Molecular function (GO): membrane insertase activity
Source: RefSeq, a predicted model, not a curated record
CCGAGACGACCAUCGAACACAGCUACUGAUACGGGUGCUGGUCGUGAUCUUCUGCCAGCCUCAUUUUAUACUAUCCAAAUAAAAAAUAAUUUCAUAGUUAAAAAUAUGUAUUGUCAAUUUUCAAAUGUAACAGCAACCGUUACAAAAAUUAAAUCUCUAGACUUUUAUUUAAUAAGUAAUGCUAAAGGUAUAUCUCGAACAUAUCAGACAACUAUUCGAUGUUGUUUACAUUCAUUGAAUCGAUUACAUGAUUAUAAACAACAAUCUUUUCAAUUGAGAAACAACAAAUCGGCUAUUAGAGUUUCCGGAGUACUGAAAAAAAUAACUUUAUUGAAUCACAAAAAUUAUGGACACUUGCAACUAUCGAGAAAUUUUUCUGAUUUUCCAACUCAACAAGCACCAAUUGUCAAAGUUGAUGGUUGUUUGAAGGUACUGGUCGACAGUGCUCCGGUUGAAUUUUGUCAAAGUUCAUUUAUAUGGCUACAUUCCUACUCUGGGCUUCCAUGGUGGGCGACAAUAAUGGUAACAACAUUUGCUCUUCGAUCACUUAUUACCUUGCCAUGUGCCCUUUAUCAGCAUAAUAUUUUGUCUAAAACAGCACUUCUGAAAUAUGACAUGGAAGACAUCGUUAAGGAUUUAAAAAGAGAAGCAAAUUUCCGUGUCCAACAGCUCGGCUGGACUGAAACUCGAGCAAGACAUAUUUAUAAUAGAUCAGUUAAGAAAGAGUGGAACAAAUUGAUCGUUAGAGAUAAUUGCCAUCCUAUGAAGAGCUUGGUGCUCGUUUUGGUCCAGGUUCCGAUAUGGGUGAUUGUGUCAGCAGGCCUCAGGAAUAUCUGCUUUAUGCUGCCGUCUCAAACUCCACGUGCGGUGAAGGCCUAUCAAGAUUUGAGUCUCGAGGGUUUCUGGUGGAUUGCUGAUCUCACUGCUGUUGAUAGCUACUGGAUACUUCCCGUUUCACUGGGAAUCACAAGUUUGAUCAAUAUUGAGAUUCAAGCAAUGCUGAGGAUCACUGAGUCUAGUAGAAUGCAAAACGUUUUGGUUAACCUAUUACGAGCAGUAUCGCUAUUUACAAUUCCCUUGGCAGCAAUGGUGCCUUCGUGUUUAAGUUUGUAUUGGGUAACAAGUAGUACCUUCAGUAUUUUACAAACUUUAUUAAUUGUAUCACCGAAAGUACGCAGAACUUGUCACAUCCCAGUCACAGACAACGAGUUGAAGCAUCCUUAUCGUAGCCUUUACAACAGCAUGAAGCGUCGAAUCAUUCACAACAAAACUUAACUCGUUAUAACACCAAUUUGGCUCAAUAAAAAAUUUAAUAAAUCAUCUAUUGUCAUACCGUAAUUUUUUCGAUUAUUUCCUUGCUAAGAUUGACAAGGAUAACUGAAAAAUACCAUAUUCCGAAGAGUCUACAUAGCUGACAUCCUAUAUCCUUGUUUUCGAAAGUUUUUAUGAUAAAUUUUGGUGAACAAUAC